GUUGCGGCUUCCGGGUCAAGUCUUUCAAUAUCCGCCUCUUUCAACAAACAGCCCUUCCGGCUUAACCGCCAUCACCGACACCAGACAUGGCUAUACGUUAUCCAAUGGCCAUUGGCCUUAACAAAGGUCAUCCAGUUACCAAAAAUAUAACUACCCCCAAACACAGCCGCCGACGUGGGCGUCUGACCAAGCACAGCAAGUUUGUUCGGGACAUGAUCCGUGAAGUUUGUGGUUUUGCUCCAUAUGAGAGACGAGCCAUGGAGUUGCUGAAGGUGUCUAAGGACAAGAGAGCCCUCAAAUUUAUCAAGAAGAGGAUUGGCACUCACAUUCGGGCCAAGAGAAAGAGAGAGGAGCUGAGCAACGUGCUGGCUGCCAUGAGAAAGGCUGCAGCCAAGAAGGACUGAAUGGUCACUUAAAUAAAGUUCUGUUUAAGUACAAAA
Melanotaenia boesemani (Boeseman's rainbowfish) is the source of this 440-nucleotide messenger RNA. RefSeq names its product ribosomal protein L36 (gene rpl36). The transcript is spliced from 4 exons. Bases 87 to 404 code for a protein of 105 amino acids. Lineage: Eukaryota; Metazoa; Chordata; Actinopteri; Atheriniformes; Melanotaeniidae. Gene Ontology annotation, cellular component: cytosolic large ribosomal subunit; ribosome. Gene Ontology annotation, biological process: cytoplasmic translation. Gene Ontology annotation, molecular function: structural constituent of ribosome. The record is from RefSeq and is a predicted model, not a curated record.